AUGGCACCCUCAGACGAUCUGAAGGCACACGCUGCCUCAAACCAAGAUUUCUAUGCGCUCCUCGAGGUUUCACCCGCGGCGACGGAAUCGGAGAUUCGUCGCCAAUAUCGAAGAACCGCGCUCAAGUACCAUCCGGAUAAGAUCGCAAACCCGACACCUGCAGAUAUUGAUAAGUUCCACGUGCUACAGAUUGCCUACGAUGUGUUAUCCGACCCUGCUAUUCGGCAGCUCUACGAUAACGCGCGGGAGGCGCGCGAGCGGAAGCAACGGGAGAGAGAUAUGAUGGAUGCUGCGAAGAGAAAGAUGAGGGAGGAUCUAGAAGCGAGAGAACGAGCUGGGGCUGCUGGAAUGAGUGCUCAACGAGGCGUGAAACGUUCCUGGAUGUCUGCAGCUGCCACGACUGGGCUAGAUGGCGAUGAUGCAGAGGAAAAGCUGCAGCGCGAGAUCGAGAGGAUUGCAGAAGAUGGCCGUCGAAGACGAAGAGAAGCAGAAGAACUGUUAAAAAGGGAAGUGGAGGAAGAAGAAAAGAAACUGCAAGAGGAACAGAAGAAGGCGCAGGAGGCCUCGGACAGAAGCAGUCAGCGUAUUGAUCGCUCCCAAGAGGGCGGCACAAAUGUUCCCGAGCUCGAACGAGCGGUUAAGGUACGCUGGGUCCGUGAAGGUCGGGGUCUCGCCCUGGACAAAGACCAGCUUGCUCUCUUAUUCUCGCAAUUCGGCAAAGUUGAAAAUACCUUUAUGCUUAAGGACAAGAGACAACGAGUUGGAGACAAACGCGAGAAGAAGACGGUGGCCACGUGCGUCGUUGUCUAUACCUCGAUAGUUGCCGCUCACGCAGCUGUUGUGGAUAGUGAGAGGAAGAAGAAACAGAGCCCUGAACUCGCAGAUGACACCUAUGCGCUGAUCGAAUCAGUUGUCUGGGCAUCAGGAAGUACGCCCGAUUUUGGGACGGCACUCAACGGACAUUUAGAUGACUCCUCUCAAUCGCGAGAAGAGGCUGCAGCGCCUUCAGUCCAAGAAACGCCCUCCAUUCCUACACCUAGCAAACCCAGCUUUAACUUCACCGCAGCCAAAAAGGCCACCGCAGACACAUCUGACAGGAAACCUGGCAAAACGCCGUCUUUCACCUCAUUUUCUUCCGCUGCCGCGGCAAGUAUGUCUAGAGCUGCUGGCGGCCAGACACCAGCAGGAACUGGCCCCAGUUUCCAAGAGCUAACGCUGAUGAGAUUGAAGAACGCUCAGCGGGAGAAAGAGAGGAAAGCCUUGGAAGAGCAACUCUGCAAAGAAGACGAAGCUGCAGAUGCAGCU
Messenger RNA from Penicilliopsis zonata CBS 506.65, 1305 nucleotides. RefSeq lists its product as hypothetical. The transcript has a single exon. Gene Ontology annotation, biological process: spliceosomal complex disassembly. The annotation marks the transcript as partial. Gene Ontology annotation, molecular function: nucleic acid binding. Lineage: Eukaryota; Fungi; Ascomycota; Eurotiomycetes; Eurotiales; Aspergillaceae. The record is from RefSeq and is a predicted model, not a curated record. Gene Ontology annotation, cellular component: spliceosomal complex.